Oncorhynchus tshawytscha (Chinook salmon) is the source of this 943-nucleotide messenger RNA. RefSeq names its product splicing factor 3B subunit 6. The record is from RefSeq and is a predicted model, not a curated record. Bases 125 to 502 code for a protein of 125 amino acids. The transcript has 4 exons. Gene Ontology annotation, cellular component: ribonucleoprotein complex; cytoplasm; nucleus. Lineage: Eukaryota; Metazoa; Chordata; Actinopteri; Salmoniformes; Salmonidae. Gene Ontology annotation, molecular function: mRNA binding.
CAUCCUUAAAUGACGUACCCGGAACUGUAUCGUCUGGAAUCGGAAAUACGUAAAAAAAUUAUCUGCGUUCGUGUGUUGUCGAAUAUAUUUUUCUUAGCACAUUUUCUACACGAAAUAUACAAGCAUGGCUAUGCAAGCAGCUAAACGAGCUAAUAUUCGAUUACCACCUGAAGUCAACAGAAUACUCUACAUUAGAAAUCUACCAUACAAGAUCACAGCUGAGGAAAUGUACGACAUCUUUGGGAAGUAUGGACCAAUACGGCAGAUUCGAACUGGAAACACACCGGAAUCAAGAGGGACAGCUUAUGUGGUCUACGAGGACAUCUUUGAUGCCAAGAAUGCCUGCGAUCACCUUUCUGGAUUCAACGUCUGCAACAGAUAUCUUGUAGUUUUAUACUACAAUGCAAACAGGGCUUUCCAGAAGAUGGACACCAAGAAGAAAGAGGAGCAGCUGAAGCUUCUGAAGGAGAAAUAUGGCAUAAACACAGAUCCCCCAAAAUAGUCUCCCCUCUUCCCCCUUUGGCACAGAAUGUGCAUUUAGACAUCUGUACAAAUUCAUCUAUUGCUUGUUGUAAGCCAAUAAUGUUUGCUUGUAGGACUCUUGUCUCCUGAAAUGCUUUUUAUUUUAUUUUGCUUAUUUUUUUCAAUUCUAAAUAAUUUGUACAUCUUAAUUUGUCCAAUUGCUAAAGGGGGGUUCUACUGAUUGCUAUGUGAUAGUGGUUGCAUUUUACAGGCUUUGACAGUCUUUUUGUUUAAUUUCAGUUUUGGUAUGUCUCUUUGGUGUGCAGUUUGAACACAUACAAUCUCUGUGGAAAAAAUCUUCUGCAGUUUGAUGUAAACAUAUUCAUAAAAAAAUGUUAAUUCAUACAGAUUCACUUGCGUUUUUAGAUUCUGUCAAAUAAAUUGGUAUUUUCUGUAAAAUAAAUGGUCCUUGUAUAAAAGA